This is a messenger RNA of Mangifera indica (mango), 1589 nucleotides long. Its product is annotated as serum response factor-binding protein 1-like. The record is from RefSeq and is a predicted model, not a curated record. Lineage: Eukaryota; Viridiplantae; Streptophyta; Magnoliopsida; Sapindales; Anacardiaceae. Bases 187 to 1545 code for a protein of 452 amino acids. The transcript is spliced from 2 exons.
CUCAUGGUCAUAUGACAAACUGUCUUUCUCUACUUUAUUUUGUAAAAAUAGUGGGCCUGCUCUUUCUUUGCCUUUUUCUUUAUCUUCACCUGUUCAUCAUUUCCUUUUCUUCAGCUUAAACACUGUAACUUCUUGUUUACUGCUUUUCAUUCAUUCAAUCCCUUUUCUUCCCACUACUGCUCAUCCAUGGCCACCACUGCUCUUGAUGCUCACACUGUUGCAUCAGUAUCAGUAUCAGAAUCUGAAGCAGAUCAUCACCAGCCAGAGGAGAAGAAGGUUAACGAAGAAAUUCAAGCAACCGAAGAGGAAAACAUUCUACCACCUAAUGAUGAUGGAAAAAAGGAUGAGAAUGGAAAAUCUGAAGAAGACAAGGAUUUAGGUAUCGAAAAUCCUGUCACCAAAACACAAGAAACGCCACAUGAUAAAAUAAAUGAACAUUCUGUAAUUGCAGAGUUCGAAAAAUUUGACAACAUAACUGCUUUAAAUAUUUCUGUGGAUAUUUCGUCUGGAGAAGCUGAACCAUCUUCCACCAUAGAUGCCGCAAGUAAGACUCUUGAAACAGAAAGCGAGGCAAAACCAACAAGUGAAAUUUUAUCAGAGGAGAAAGCAGCCGUUGGAUCAUCUAAAGAAAUAGCCAAGGAGAAACCAGAAAGUGAAGCUAUCAAAGAAGUCGCAGAGGAGAGAUCAGGAGUUGACAUUGAAGUAGUUGAAGAAGCAGAAGAGGAGAAGCCAAAAGCUGAAAAUGUGCUAGAGGUUACACCAGUAGAUGCUCAAGUAGUUGAAACGACACAAGAGGAGAAACCAUCAGAUGAUAAUGUACAAGAUGAUAAACCAGCAGUUCAAAGUGUACAAAAAGAAAAACCAGUUGUUGAAGAGUUGCUAAAGGAGAGGCCAUGGGUUGAAAAUUUACAAGAACAGAGCCCAAUCAUUGAAGUUGUACAAGAGGAGAAACCAAUAGUCGAAGAGGAAAAUCUAGCAGUUGAGAACAGAAAAGAGCAGAAACCAGCUGUUGAAGAUUUCGAGGAGAAGAAGCUAGCAAUCGAAGGCAUUCAAGAGAAGAAACCAAUAAUCAAAGAUGUGCAAGAGGAGAAACCAGCAGUUGAAGAUGUGGCAGAGGAGAAGCCAAAAACUGAAGAUGUACAAGAGGAGAAGCCAACAAUUGAAAAUGUACUAGAGGAGAAGCCAACAAUUGAAAAUGUACUAGAGGAGAAAACGGCAGUUGAAGAUGUCAAAGAGGAGAAGCGAACAAUUGAAAAUGUACUAGAGGAGAAACCGGCAGUUGAAGAUGUACAAGAGGAGAAGCCAACAAAUGAAAAUGUACUAGAGGAGAAACCGGCAGUUGAAGAUGUACAAGAGGAGAAGCCAGCAGCUGAAGAUGCACAGGCGGAAAAACCAGCAGUUGAGAUGUUACAGGCGGAGAAAAUAGUAAUUGAAGAUAUGCAGGACGAGAAACCAACAGUGAAGACGUGCAAGUGGAGAAGCCAGUUGAUGAUGUACGAGGGGAGAAGCCAGCAGUUGAAGAUGUACAAGAGGAGAAACCAGUAGUUGAACAUGUACAAGAGGAUAAACCAACAGUUGAAGAUGUACAA